AUGAAGGCUUUCCUGGAGUUCAGAAGGCUGUUUCUCCUUCUUUCCUUGAUAUGGAUUUCUGCUGGGGACUGGUCAGCUCUGCAAGUACUAUGCACCAACUUUUAGUUCUAUGUCAAGAUUAAACCCACAGUAUUUCCCAAUAUUUAUAUGGAGCCUGAUGAAGUGUUUUUAGGAGAAGGUGACUGUGCUGUGACAAUUGUUGAGCCAGGGGUUUUCUAUGAGUUUCUCCACAAUCCUCGUGACUGUGGCAUCAUGAUUAAAAUUCUCCAAGAGGCCAUUCUGUUUAAAACUAAAAUCAAAUACAUCUCAAAAAUCUCCAGUGAUCAAACUGAAAUGCCCUUGUCAUGUGUUGUUCGCCAACAGUAA
Messenger RNA from Orycteropus afer afer, 366 nucleotides. RefSeq names its product putative oocyte-secreted protein 1 homolog. The record is from RefSeq and is a predicted model, not a curated record. NCBI's taxonomy places the organism in Eukaryota, Metazoa, Chordata, Mammalia, Tubulidentata, Orycteropodidae. The transcript has 3 exons.